AUGGGGAACCUUCUCCUGGUGAUCGUGCUCGGACUACUACUCGUCGGUGGAGCGGCGACGGCCACAGGCGCCGAUGACGCGUGCGGGGCAGGCCACCUCGCCCUCGCGAGUGCCAGCCGACGGGUGGCGGAGUCAUGCGCGGGCGCCGGCACGCCCACCGCGUCCUGCUGCGAGUCGGUCGUCGCCACGGUUCCAUGCGUCUGCCGCGUCGCGGUCCAGCAUCCGGUGGAUCACUCGCUCUUCCUCGGCCGCCUCAACGCCUCCCGCAUCGUCGCCCUUUACAGCAGUUGCCGAGGACGGCUACGCCUGCGCGGCGCCGGCUACCUCGCCACCGCUGCCUGCCUAGGUGUGCUUGAGCACCGCUCCUUUGUGACAUCAGUAGCCACUACUGUCCACUCACCACUGAUGCUUUCAGAUGCCAACCAACAACCCAAAGCCAGAGGACGAGAGCACGUGGAACCAUCAUCCUGUGACUCCACCCCCAUGGCAGCACAAUUGGUUCAGCACUGCAACAUCGGCAACAUCCGGCCUUCAAGACGGUGCUGUACUGUCGUGUUAGCCAUAAUCGAUGACCAGGACACAGACUGUCUGUGCAUGGUGGUGGAUGAAGCUGAGUUCACCAAAUCCUACCUGAGUGUUUCCGCUGUCUGGGGCUAUUACAGGGCUUGCGGGGGGCGUCAGCAGCGGCCUCCUAAGGACACUGACGCGUGCGAGCACGCCCCUGCUCCUGCGCCCCCGCCGCCACCACCUUCUCCGCCGCGCCCACCCAGCAGGUCACCGCCUGCACCACCCAAGAGGCCAUCCAAGGCGGCGUCAGCUGUGACAGCGUUCUUGCUAGGGGUGGCGGUCGUUGCCGGUAUCGCAUUUCUUCUAAGCCUUGCUGUACUCCUGGCGGUCAAGGUCAAGAAGUCCAGAGAAGUUCCAGCUGCGAUACCGGUACCGGUGGUUGGAGAGCAGUGGGUCAGCAUGCCCCACUGGCCCCAGGUCCCAGCCCCAGUCCCAGCCCAAGCCCCAGCCCCAGUGGACGCCGAGGCCGGUCAAGUGCAGCAGCAGGCGGUGGCACAGCCUCCUCCACCUCCGUUGUUCGCGCCACGGGCGGUGGUGAAGAAAGGAGAGGCACCGCCGGCGCCACCGCCGCUCAUCCCAUUCCCACCUCCACUCCCACUCAAGGUGCCGACAGGAGAGUCAGUGUCAGUAGGCGCCGUCUAG
This is a messenger RNA of Miscanthus lutarioriparius, 1209 nucleotides long. The record is from the annotation of a GenBank genome assembly. NCBI's taxonomy places the organism in Eukaryota, Viridiplantae, Streptophyta, Magnoliopsida, Poales, Poaceae.